Messenger RNA from Rhagoletis pomonella (apple maggot), 1182 nucleotides. RefSeq lists its product as uncharacterized. NCBI's taxonomy places the organism in Eukaryota, Metazoa, Arthropoda, Insecta, Diptera, Tephritidae. The transcript has 3 exons. The record is from RefSeq and is a predicted model, not a curated record. The coding region runs from base 191 to 1162 and encodes 323 amino acids.
CACAUUUUUCGGAUUUUGACAUCGUGAACGUAUUGUUUUUAUCGUAAUUCGGUUUGAUGUAACAUGUGAACGAAUCUUUUAUAUCGUAAUUCGAUUUGAUGAAAUACGGGAACUAGUGGUGAGCGUACUCGUUCGUUCGAAAUGUCAUUCGAACACUACCUGUCAAUCGAGCGCGAACCAAACAACGCAAAUGUCCAAUUAUACUAAACUGAACCCUACCCAAAAGGAUGUAAUGGUGGAGUUUAUGGCCGAGCACCCCAACUUGGCUAAGAGCAAAUUUUCUAAUUUCGCACAAGGCAGAGCUAAAUCGAUCAGUCUCUGGGAGGAGCUUUCUAUGCAACUAAAUGCAGUAGGCCCACCAUUUAAGGAUUGGCGGAAGUGGAAGAAGGUUUUCGCCGAUCUAAAAUAUCAGGCGAAGAAAAAACUUUCCCACAAUAAAUCUGGAGGAGGAAUCUAUACUGAGAAGGUCAUUACUGCCUCUGAGGAGCUGAUACUUGAGGCCGCCGGAUUGAAGGCUUGUGAUGAAAGCGACAAAAGUGAGCCAGCGUGCGGAAAUGCACCAUCUGCAGAAUCAUACAAGCACAGCAGUGACAGUGGUGACAGCAAUUUCGGCGACAGAGAGGCAAGCUCAACCCAUAGCGGCUUGCCGGGCCCAUCACCAUCGGCAUUCACUUCCACUCGUAGCGAAACACCACGCAGCGACAUACAAAGACGAGCAAGUGGGAGUGAUGAAGAGAUGAAACUCCUCCAAACACCACCCAGCGACAUACAAAGACGAGCAAGUGAGAGUGAUGAAGAGUUGCAACUCCUCCAAACACAACGCAGCGACAUACAAAGACGAGCAAGUGAGAGUGAUGAAGAGUUACAACUCCUCCAAACACAACGCAGCGACAUACAAAGACGAGCAAGUGGGAGUGAUGAAGAGUUGAAACUCCUCCAAAUGAAUUUAAAAUCUGUUGCAGACUUUCAAAGAAAUAUGGAUGCAAAAAUAGAUAAGUUGUUGGAGAUGCAGGAGAAGUUGCUGGCCGUGCAAGAAAGAUUCCUGGCGAUCAAGGAGGAAAAGCACCGCAUUCAACAGUCCUCGCGAGAAACAGAGCUUGAAAUAAAACGAUUAAAAUUAGAAACAUUAGCCAUGGUAAUUAAUAAUCUCAAAUCUAAAUAAAGUUUGUAUUCGCCAGCAGA